Molecule: messenger RNA, 828 nt
Organism: Metarhizium robertsii ARSEF 23
Lineage: Eukaryota; Fungi; Ascomycota; Sordariomycetes; Hypocreales; Clavicipitaceae
Product: WW/Rsp5/WWP
Exons: 1
Coding region: 1-828 (275 amino acids)
Molecular function (GO): protein binding
Source: RefSeq, a predicted model, not a curated record
AUGAGUGCUCCGUCGUCGCCAGAGCGCGCAGCCGCGGAAGAGACCAGGUCCAAAUCGCCAGCCCGCCCGGCCAGCGCGCAGGACGUCGUGGAACCCGUCUCCCAGGACGCCGCGCCAGCCAAUCCCGACCCAAACGUAGAGGACGCCAACUCCCACGACGAAGAAGAAGAAGAAGGCGAAAUAGACGAAAGCUCUGCGAGCCACGCCACAGAAGAGCCAGGCCAUGACGGUCCACCACUGCCCCAGGAACCACCCCCUUCAGGCGACGACGACGGCUGGGACUGCCAAUGGGACCCCAACACCCAGGCGUGGUUCUUCCACAACCGCUUCACCGGCAAGACGCAGUGGGACAACCCGCGCAUCGCCUCCUCCUCCUCCUCCGCGAAUGACCCUGCGGCCACGUCUCAAGCCGCAGCUCCCCAACCGCCAGGGGAACUGCCCCCAGUGAGCGGCUACAACCCCGCCAUCCACGGCGACUACGACCCCAACGCAUGGUACGCCCAAAAGUACAACCAGCCAGACGAGCCCUCUGGCCCGCUUGAAGUCCCAAGCCUCGACGACGGAUACACCUCCGCCGCAGCCUUCAACCGCUUCACAGGCCAAUUCCAGCAUGAAGACAUGGGGCCGGGGCGCCACACGGACGAGGCCAAGUCUCGGCGGCAGAUGAAUGCCUUCUUCGACGUAGAUGCGGCUGCGAAUGCCGACGAUGGGCGUAGCUUGAAGGCGGAGAGGGCCAAUAAGCGUAUCAGUAAGUCGGAGUUGAAGGCGUUCAAGGAGAAGAGGAGAGCAAGGAAGGAGGAGAAGAGGCGGGCUUGGUUACGAGAUUGA